Messenger RNA from Clonostachys byssicola, 1263 nucleotides. Lineage: Eukaryota; Fungi; Ascomycota; Sordariomycetes; Hypocreales; Bionectriaceae. The record is from the annotation of a GenBank genome assembly.
AUGGCAAACCCUUUUCCAACGAUCAAGAGUUUGAGAACCUAUAUCAUUGAUGAGAAAGGCAAUGGUGGUGAUUAUCACAAUGUAGAGUCUGGUCACUGGCUGGUGGAUAGCGACAUUGCGACACCAAUGUCAAGAUGGGACAAAUAUAGAGGGUCCCGAACCAGCUGGGGUGUCAAUGUUCUUGGUUCUCUCUUUGUUGAGAUCGAAGCUACGGAUGGGACCAAGGGUUUCGCCACGGGUUUUGGCGGACCCCCGGCAAGCUGGUUGGCUGAGAACCAUUUCAAAAGGUUUUUAAUAGGAGCAGACCCCAGAGACACCAAUAACCUGUGGGAGCUCAUGUACCGUGGUUCCAUGUUCUAUGGCCGGAAAGGUCUCGCCUUGGCUACCAUCUCGGUCAUUGAUUUGGCACUCUGGGACCUUGUUGGCAAGAUCCGCAAAGAGCCAGUGUAUAAGCUCAUAGGAGGUGCCACAAAGCAGCGCCUUGAAUUUUAUUGUACGGGCCCGCAACCUGCCAGCAUGAAGGAGCUCGGGUUUACGGGCGGUAAGAUUGCGUUGCCCUUUGGUCCUAGCGAAGGUCAGAAUGGGCUAGAGAAAAACCUGGCCUUCAUCAGGAAGCACCGUGAGUUGGUGGGAUCCAGCUUCCCUCUCCGAGUUGAUUGCUACAUGGCGCUCGACGUUUCAUACACCAUCGACCUUGUAUCGGCUGCCACAAGGGAAGGUCUCAAUGUCGACUGGUGGGAGGAGUGUCUACCUCCUGAUGAUUUUGACGGCUACGCUAUGCUCAAGAGAGCACAUCCACGAGUUAAGUUUACCCACGGAGAGCACGAGUACUCCCGAUAUGGAAUGCGGAAGCUCGUGGAGGGACGAAAUGUCGACAUUCUGCAGCCAGAUGUCACUUGGGUCGGAGGACUUACGGAACUGCUAAAGGUUUCCGCCUUGGCUGCGGCAUACGAUAUCCCAGUCGUGCCUCACGCAAGCGGGCCCUACAGCUACCAUUUCACCUUCUCCCAAAUCAAUUGUCCCUUCCAGGAAUACGUUGCUGCUAGUGCCGAUGGAAAGUCCAUACUACCAGUGUUUGGGAACUUGUUCCUUAAUGAGCCAAUUCCAGAGGGCGGCUAUCUUCACAUCAGCAGUAUUGACAAGCCUGGGUUUGGACUGGAGUUGAACCCUAACGCAAAGUUGGUUUCUUCAGAAUUAUUGUUUAACCCGGCCCCGGUGAAAGCUUUGGAAAUGCAUACGGACAAGGAUUUUCAGGAGAAGUAA